GCCGCGGGCGCCUCCCGUAGGCGCUCGGGUCCGAGCCGCCCCUGCCCUCGGCCAGCCACGCUUCCCAGCUCCCUUCUACCUGAUGCACCAUGCUGACCUCGGGACCGCGGGGAGCACCCGGCCAUCGCGGCCGCCUGCCCGGCUCGUGCUGAUCUCGGGGGGAGCAGCGUCUGCGGCCGGGCCAAGCCCGGAGAGCCCGGCCACCGCGCGCCCCGACUUUCACAGCUCGCUGCCCGGGGGAAGCAAGCCCAGGUCCUGCCCCGUCUCCCGCCCGCCCGCUCCUCUCCCCUCAGGAAGGGCGAUGGGGGCGCUGCUGGCGCUCUGCCUGCUCCUGGGCUGGCUGCGCUGGGGCCCCGCCGGGGCGCAGCAGGACGGAGAGUAUUGCCACGGCUGGGUGGACGCGCACGGCAACUACCACGAGGGCUUCCAGUGCCCCGAGGACUUCGACACGCUGGACGCCACCAUCUGCUGCGGCUCCUGCGCCCUGCGCUACUGCUGCGCCGCCGCCGACGCCAGGCUGGAGCAGGGGGGCUGCACCAACGACCGCGGCGAGCUGGAGCACCCGGGAAUCACCGCGCAACCAGUCUAUGUCCCAUUCCUGAUCGUCGGUUCCAUCUUCAUCGCCUUCAUUAUCCUGGGCUCCUUAGUAGCCAUUUACUGUUGCACCUGCUUAAGACCUAAACAGACCUCCCAGCAGCCUAUUCGCUUCUCCCUCCGAAGCUACCAGAACGAGACCCUCCCCAUGAUCCUGACCUCCGGCAACCUCCGCGCGCCCUCCCGGCAGUCCAGCACCGCGACCAGCUCCAGCUCCAACGGAGGCUCGGUGCGGAGGUUCUCCUUUGCCAGAGCCGAGUCCGGCUGCCUGGUGCCCUCUCCUCCCCCGCCUUACACGUCCGGCUGCUUACAGACGGCCCACCCCAUCCACCUGACGCAGCCGUCCGGCUUCCUGGUGUCGCCCCAAUAUUUUGCUUACCCCAUCCAGCAGGAGCCCGCCCUUCCCGGGAAGAGCUGCUCGGACUUCAGUCCGAGUUGACAUGAAUAAUGCAGCAGAACGAAGGACAGAUGGACUGCGUCUGGGUUGUGUUCAUGAUGUUCUAGGGCAGCAGCAGAAAGUCAUCAGGGAGAAGUACUUCUAGAACUAACGCGUUCUCCUCUUCUGGAUCCCACAAAAUGAAUAUUGUAGGUUAUUGGGUUUUUUAAAGGUGACCUUUACACUUUCAUUUGAUAUCUUUACUCAUAAUCACAGCAAUUAGAACUUUAAUCCAGUAUUCUGGUGAAAACAUUUCACCCCUCAACUCAAAACAUUAUUUGUAUAGAAGAUAUUAGAAGUUACUCUUGUAAGCCUGAAUGAUUAAUUUAAUUAUAAUAAAAAGGAAGUACCUCUUUAUAGUUAUCAGAAAUUCAUUUUUAAAAACCCUAAUCACUUCUUAAUAAACUAAGAGCACCCUGAGCAUCUUGGACAGUAUUUAAGUACGUCAAUAUAAUUAUCGUAUUAAUAAUCACAUGAGUUGAAAUACAUACUUUUCAGAAGACGCCUGAAUGAUUAAUUUAAUUAUAAUAAAAAGGAAGUAUCUGUUUAUAGUUAUCAGAAAUUCAUUUUUAAAAACACUAAUCAUUCUUAAUAAACUAAGAGCACCCCAAGCAUCUUGGACAAUAUUUAAGUGUGUCGAUAUAAUUAUUGUAUUAAUAGUCAUACAAAUUGGAAUACAUACUUUUCAGAAGACAAAACGGUAUGAAAAAAUUUAAUUAGUAAUUUUCAUGGUAAGGCAAAUCCUAACUAAAAUUUCCCUCUAGGGAAUAUUUAUUGUGAACUUCUGUUCAGUGACAUUUAGUAUAUAAAUGAAAGUGGGACAAUUGAAUCUUAAAGUUUUAUUUGUAAAAUUAAUUAUGUAAAAAUGUGAAGAUAUUUGUAAUUUAAUGUAUUUACACAUUGACAAUACUAAUUAUUUAGUAAUCACACUGAAUUUUUAUGUUAAUAAAAGCUGUGGUUAAAAUUCCCUAUAUUGUUAUUCUGUGCCAAUAAGCUAAGAUGAAGAGGUCUUGGAGCUAAAGAAUAUUUAUUACACCUACUGUUGUUAGAUGCAGUAUACAUUUGAUUUUCUUUUGUGAAAACUUUUUAUCAAAGAAUUUCAUUCUAUAGGAGACACAAACUACUUGAAAAUCAGUAAAAGAGACAUAUAUAACUAAAUUUAGAAAUUUGGUAAUAUUGAAUAUUGAAUUUCAUUUGCUUUAAAAAGUAACUUCUCAUCUCUAAUCAGAAAAGGUAGGCAGCAAUAAGCAUAUAUUCAAUAUUUACUAUAUGUAGUCACUUUGCACCUAAAAAAGGUGAAGAAAGUUAGCAAAAAUCUUGUGUACAUCUUCCUUUCUCUUAUUCCAGUCACUUAGUCAGAGAUAGACCCUUAUGAUAUCUAAGAGCAACUUAGUUUCUAUGUCACCCCCCCCAUAUAUUUCAAAAUUAGACAGUUGAAACUUGCAUUAGUGAUGAGAGCCUGUAUUAUUGCUACAGAUUAUAAUUAUUUUUACCUAUGGAGUUUCUUGCAUACAAUAGUUACUUUACUACUAGUCAAAUAUAUAUGUUGAGGUUUCUCCAGUAUCUACUGUGGAGGAUAUAGGUAAAUAUAAAACAGUUCCUUUUCUCAGGAAGCCUGUUCCCCUGCUGACUGAUCUAAAUUUUGGUGUAUAUUCAAGUGAGAAGUAUCCAUCUUUGUUAUGGCUUAAAGAUCAGUGUGGACCUUUGAAAGAGGGCACAGCUAACAGACUCAUAGAUCUCGAGCUACAAUUUUAGUAUUGUCAACAGUACAUUCUAACCAACCAAACUUAUUGGCUAUAAAUACUUGAAAGUUAAAAAAAAAACUUAUUAAAAUUGUACCACAUCUCUUUUAUUUCUGUAAUAAAUUCAGUGGGAAACUUAUUUAUAACAAACUUCUUGUUGUGACAAAUUUAAUAAGGUUUCUGAAGUUAAUUUAUUAUAAAUCUUAAAAAACCUCAACCUUAAAAGUCGUUCUAAGAGCUGUUUCCACUUUAGAGUGGUCAUUAACUUCCAACAUACUCACCCUCUUCAGCAUUGAUGAUAAGGAAACUUAAAAAGAUAGCUUUAAGAAUAAGAAGGUUAUUCUUAUUAAAAGCAUUCUAGAAUGACUAAGUUGCAUAAUAAACAUCAAUAGAAAAUACAUAUCUUUUUAUGAGUUUAUUAUUAGAUCUGGAGAGAAAAGGGACUUCAGGGAGAUCUAGGGCAAUUCCUUUAUCUCAUAGAUGAAUAAACAAAGUUCUUGAAAGGGGACACAGCCUGUCCUAAUUCUUAAGCAACUGUCCUAGUGCCAAAUUUCCCAUCCUAUUUAUAAUGACAAUUUCAGAAUAAUUUUUAUCAUUCAUUUAACAUUUCUUAAUCCAAUAUGUGGUAUACUUUUAUAAUAUGCUACCCUCUAUGUCAUGGGUUUAUUUGUACAGAUCAAACAUUAGGGAGACGUAAAGUGUAGAGAUAAAGUGAUUUAAUAUCCAAAGUCUAUAAAACAAGCAAUGUUCUCACGGUCCAUCCAGUGUUAGUGUUUUGGUGAUGCCCAGGAAAGUUGUCCUUUCAGACAAAUAGAAUAAUGGGGUUCUAUGACAUUUAAUGCAUUUCUAGCAAUUGCUCCAUGAUGUAAGAAGGGGAUACCUCUGGUGUUUCUCAGUAGUCCGCAGCCUGCUGAUAAUAUCCAGUAGAAUAAGAGGCAAGGUGAUUUUCUCUGCCAAAAGACUACAUAACUAGAUGAGUAAGUAUAAGUUACACUUGGUUAUUCUUUUAGUUGAACUCCUAAUUGUUCAUUAGCAUUGAACCAUUUUUUGCAUUAUGUAAAUCCUCUUUUUAAAAACUGAUCCAUAUCUGACCUUAUUUCCUGACAGAGGGAAAAACUUCUGUUGACAUACUUUUCAGGUGAUCUAUUAGAAAGAAAAGUUAUUAUCAAUGCAAAUGAUGCUAAUAAAAACAGUAAAUUUCCUUGAUAAAAUACAGAAAAUUGCUUUGACUCUUCAGAUAUAAUUAGCUCUUGGCUAUUCACAGACUGGGUAAGCGAGGUGGUGAUGUGGAUAGAUUGCCAGACCUGGCGUCAGAUGAGUAUAUUCCUCAGUUGAAAUCUGGUAUCAGUGUUUGUUGAUCCUGGGCAAGUCACUUAACAGUGUUUGCCUCAGAUUUUUUUUUUAAAUCUAUAAAAUGAGCUGGAAAAAAAAUGGCAAAAUGCUCCAUUAUUAUAUUUUGCCAGAAAAACUCCAAAUGGAGUCACGAAGAGUAGCCCGUGACUGAAAAAUGACUGAAUAGCAACAAAUUGAUAGACUAUUUUAAAUAACUGACUAGUGUCUCCUUAGGCCCACAAACACACACUACACCAAUGUGUACUUGGGAAUGGCAUUAUUGGCUUAAGAAAAGAUAAUUAAGCAGAUUUGCUAGGUAGCUAGGUGAGACUGUGGAUAGAGGAUCAGAAGUUUAAAUUUAGUCUCAGACUCCUUGAGGCAAGACACAAUUUCUGUUUGCCUUAGUUUCCUCAUUUAUAAACGAAAAUAAAGAAAGUACUUUGCAAGACUAAAAGUGCUGCAUAAAUUAUAGGUAUUAGUAUAAAAGUAUCCAAAUGAUGUAUUCCGAAGACAAACAUAAAUGAUUUAAUUGAUUUGGGGGAUAAUCUGUUUUACUGUGUCGGUAAUCCCAUUAGUGCUGGGGAGUACCUUUUAAAUUGUCCAAACGGAUAACAUUCUUGGGGAUUUCCCUCACCUUUUUUUUUUUUUUUUUUCUUCUGCUAGGGGAAUUUCUUUUUAAUCAAUAACAUAUCUAAAAUUCAAAGUUUGUAGGAAAUCAUUUCCAUUUUAAAGGAAUUUCUGUAGAUGAAGAGGGAAUUAAACUCAAUUAAGAUGUAUCCAAGAAUAUUUAAUCUACUUUUGAAAGUUUAUAAGUAGAAAAUGGUGGAUUUGGGGGUUGAACACUUGCCAGCAUUGUUAUUACCUAGAUAAAUAAGCUGACUCUCUGGUCCUCAAUUUUUCAACCAGUAAAAUAAAUGGGUAGUGCUAGAUUACCUCCAAGACCCCUUCUAACUUUUACACAUGAGUCUGUGUGCAUGUGUAUGUGUCCAUAUACAUAUAUAUAUAUAUAUAUAUAUAUAUAUAUAUAUUCCUAUGAUCUGAGGUAUAAAUAACAAAACCAUAUUUGAUUGUGUGGAUGUGUAUACUCACAUAUGAAUAUGCAUAGUAACACCAUAGUAAUUUGAGCUUCACUAAUUAGGAAUACAUGAUGGCUGACCUAGACCGAGAUUUAUUAUCCUAUUGUAUUGUAUGCAUUUGCUUAGAGAGUUAAUAGUGAAAAGAGGCUGUGGGGAUAUGCCAAAUCUAACAAAAAGAAACUAUUGUCAUGCUAUUUAUCUGCACAUAAUUGCUAAUUGCAAUUAAUUAUCAGGCUUGACAAGAAUUCUUUUGAAACUCUAGAUAUUGUAUAUUCUUGAAAGUAAUAAACUAAAAUUUCAUAAA
Antechinus flavipes (yellow-footed antechinus) is the source of this 5484-nucleotide messenger RNA. RefSeq names its product shisa family member 3 (gene SHISA3). The record is from RefSeq and is a predicted model, not a curated record. The coding region runs from base 83 to 1033 and encodes 316 amino acids. NCBI's taxonomy places the organism in Eukaryota, Metazoa, Chordata, Mammalia, Dasyuromorphia, Dasyuridae. The transcript has 2 exons.